This is a messenger RNA of Sycon ciliatum, 2483 nucleotides long. Its product is annotated as G-protein coupled receptor 157-like. Gene Ontology annotation, molecular function: G protein-coupled receptor activity. The transcript is spliced from 4 exons. The record is from RefSeq and is a predicted model, not a curated record. Gene Ontology annotation, biological process: adenylate cyclase-activating G protein-coupled receptor signaling pathway. Gene Ontology annotation, cellular component: plasma membrane. NCBI's taxonomy places the organism in Eukaryota, Metazoa, Porifera, Calcarea, Leucosolenida, Sycettidae. Bases 462 to 1709 code for a protein of 415 amino acids.
AUGAAGGGCAAAGGACAAAGCAGUAGAUCUACGAACUCAGAUACAGGAUAGGCGAAGUUUCGGUGACAAUUAUUUUGUUUGUUUGAAAAUCCGGAUAGUAUUUCAUUCAAGUGGUAAAUGUGCCAUGUUUAUUACACACAUAAUUUUCUUAGUAGAAGAACACUAUUAGUCUUGUAGAAGUUAGUUAGACGGGGCAUGUGCUGCAGUUUAGCAUCGGUGCUCGUUUCCCUUUGCUGUAGUCUCGUCUGUGACCUAAAUAUACCAAAAUAAUUAUCAGGAAAAAUUCAAUACGAUCGUCUUGGAUUUGCUGACUGCAGCUGGCACGUCGAAGACAGCAACUGCACUGUAUGUGCUCAGUUAUAGUUCUCCUAUGUACUAGGAUGUAACUACCUACUAUCAUUAUCUUCUUGAGUGCCCUUUACCCCUUGGCCAUUUUCAAGAACAGUCGACUAGUCCAGGUCAUGGGUGACAGCAAUAGUAUUCCAUUUGCUCCGCUGGCUAAUGCUACACCGUCUCCUUUCAUCGGAGCGUGGCCCGGGACGUUGGCACUGACCUGCAGCAUAUGCUCUGUGGUCGGAUCACUACUGAUUAUCCUAACCUAUCUAGCCUUCCAUGACAUUCGCAGCACGUCCAGGCAGAUAUUGGCCUACCUUUCUCUGGCAAACUUGUUGGCAUCAGCGUCGAUCGUGUGGGGAGUGUCAGGAAACUUAUCCCAGGAUUCGGAUUCGCCAAGCUGUCAAGCUCAGUCUGUCCUACUGAUCGCAACAGGCAUUGCUGACUUUCUCUGGAAUAUAGGCCUAGCUGUUUAUCUUUAUGUGAUCAUAACGAAAGAAGGAUCGCGGUGGGGCAGCAAUGGUUGCCCGAAGGUUCUGUACGCCGCUUGCUGGACACCAGGAGUAGUUAUAGCCCUGGUUACUUAUCUACAGCACCACACUGGCGUGGACCCGGGCGCAAUCAACACGGCUAAAUGGUGCAUUAUCAAAGGCCCGAACAGUACGAAUAAAGUCAGUACCAACGACUACGUCCUUUGGUCAAUGAUUGUGGGCGACGGCUGGAAUAUUCUGGCAAUCUUUUCAACAUUAUGCCUGUACAUCAUCACCAAGUGUCAUCUGUACAAGGAGACUCAUCACCACCAGUCGACAUUUUUAACCCGGGGUGCAUUAAAUGCUGCUCAUCAAAUUGAUCGAAAGUUGACCUUCAUCCCCAUCACGUACUUCUUCCUGCACAUUUGGAGCUUCAUACGCACCGUUAUGGCUGUGUCCAGAUCGAAUAUUAACUCUGAUAUGGACAGUUGGUGGUAUAAGAUUCUUCUUGGUCUACAGACAUUCGGCGACUGCAGCGAAGGCCUGGCAAACGCUAUUAUAUUCUUGGUUUUCUCUCCCAAGCUACGGCAGCGGUUGAAAGCAGCUGUUCUUGCCAAGGUGUACUAUAUCUUCUACAUGUGCAGUGUCAAGGUGUGUUGUGGACAGGCACAGCCUGAAGAUGAUGAGGCACUGCAGCGAGCUGCCGGUGGCCACUACGCUCAGGGUGUAGUCAAUGACAGUGCUCAUGCUCUCUUGCCACGGCCGAAGUUAAGUAGCUAUCAUUGGGGCAAUAGUGGCAGUGCAAGUGGACGCUCCUCUCCAUUUGGGCUUGGUAAGAGCACCGCUGAUAGCACGAAUUCUGAACGAAGUCAAGUGCUGCCUGCUGGCAACGCAGCCCACGUCUAGUUCUCAUUUGCACACACUUGUUUAUCUCUUUUUUUCUUUGAGCUUUGGGUUCACCCCGUGCGGUAUGUUUUAUUUCUUGCUCUGUUUAUGUAUAGGGAUCGCAUUCUUGUGUAGAUCCGCUUUAUUUUGGCUUGAUCUUUAACACAAAAUGUUGUCCACCACUGGAAUUGACGCACCUAUUGCACUUACUCUACUCGUUUUUUUGCAUCCUCCAGCGAAUGUUCACAGCUGCUUCUUGUAUUUAUCUCGAAAGAAAGUAACUCUCUAGCCUACGAAAAAUUGAUUGACUCCCUCUCAGCAAGUAUUUAAUUCUGCCGUAUUGAUUCUAUCGAACACGUAACAUUAUGCCUACUCAAAUGCAUAGUUACCAUUCUUGGUUCAUGUAUCACCUUUUUUUAAAUUCACUAUUGGGGCUGGUCUCCACUCUUCACUCUCUAUGCUUAUUUCUGCAUCACCUACAUGUACAUACGUGUACAUAACCUUGCUUGCAGUGCCGAGUAUAAUUGACAUUUGUGUUGUUGCUUGAAUAUCUGUGUUUGAUCAUCUACGAAAUCAUGACUGAGAUUGUGUUCUACGCAGUGCUUGAUUUUCAAAACCAAUGCGUCACUAUUUGCCGUGAACUUUGCCUAUGUUUCCUUCGUGUGUAAGCUUCCUGGCUCGGCUGUGCUUUGAAGUUUAGCAUGCAUCCCAUCUUGCUUACUAUGUGCUUUCUAUUCAAUCUGACUUGACUGAAUUUUCGAGUGCUGUGAGUUCAUUGACUUCACUCCACUUCAA